CUGAGUGGAGGGAAAUUUUGACAGCUCGCCGAGUGGCGACAUCGACGCUUCUUUGGCAUCUUUGAGGCUUUUUGUCACCGAAUGAGCGGACAGGACUCCGGAAGAGGCUCCUGGAGGAGCGGGAAUGGUGGUUGGAGAGGAAAUGGAAGAGGAUGGCGUGGAGGAGCCAAUUGGGGGUGGAGAGGAGGAGGAUGGAGGAGUAGACCUUGGAGAGGUGGACGAGGGGGACCAAUGGGAGGGAGGCCCGCAAGUGAUAACAGAGCAUCGGCAAGUCACAGCUUUGGCACACAGAGAGUCCUCCAGCAGGCCACCCUGGAUGUGCUGUGCCCUUACAGAGGAUGGUCGCUGUACUUCACCGACGGUUUCAUCGAGAGCUCGCCCGGCGUGGAGAAGAUCAACGUGUUUGAGAAAUACUUCGCCUCCAAGAUUCACCUCUACGACAAGGACGAGAUCGAGCGUCAGGGCAGCGUGCUGGUGGAUUACGCCGACCUGACCGCAAAUGAGAUGGUGCUUGGGGCGCUUCCCGGUCUGAGCGCGGAGCUGAAGGAGCAACCGGAGGUGAUCCUCAACUGUUUGGGACUGGCCAUUCACCAGGUGUUGACAGUCGAUUUGGAAAAGCAGGCUGCCGAGCUGCCCGGGGACGAGCUUCCUGUGGCCGCGCCAGUCAUCCACAUCCCUCACAUUAGUGCGCGGCUGUACAACUACGAGCCGCUGACUCCGCUGCGCACGUUGCGGGCCGGCGUGUUCGGCUGCCUGGUGUGCGUGAGGGGCACGGUGGUGCGGGUGAGCAACAUCAGGCCGCAAUGCACCAGGCUGGCCUUCCAGUGCACGACGUGCUCCGGCACGCUCUCGCUGCCGCUGCAGCACGGGAAGUACGCGACACCCACCAAGUGUGCCCAGCCAGACUGCCGCAGUCGCGCGUUCAGUGCCAGGCGGAGUUCUCCGCUGACACACACUGUGGACUGGCAGAUCAUCAAGGUGCAGGAGUUGGUCUGCGGCGAGCAGAGGGAGGCCGGGCGCAUCCCACGCACUGUGGAGUGCCACUUGACCGCCGACCUCUGUGACAGCUGCGUCCCCGGCGACACCGUGACCGUGACGGGGAUCGUUAGAGUCACAAAUGAUGGCACCUCCAGGUGGAAUAAGGACCAGUGCAUGUUCCUCCUCUACAUUGAAGCCACAUCAGUCAGCAACACAAAAGGUCAGCAGUCCAAGCCUGGAGGCGCGGGCUCGUCCGGCGGCUCCUCUGACGAUCGCUGUGGAGGUGAAGAGUUUAGCCUGAAGGAGCUCUACGCCAUCCAGGAGAUCCAGUCGCAGCCUGACCUGCUCAGACUUCUAGUGCACUCUCUGUGUCCCGCCAUCUACGGCCACCUGCUGGUGAAAGCGGCGCUAGUGUUGGUGUUGUUCGGAGGCCGGCAGAAGCACACGGGCAAGAACAGCGUCCCGGUCAGAGGCGACGCCCACGUCCUGAUGGUGGGAGACCCCGGACUGGGCAAGAGCCAGAUGUUACAGGCAGUGUGCAAUGUGGCUCCUAGGGGGAUCUAUGUUUGUGGCAACAGCACCAGCACUGCAGGACUAACAGUGAGUUUAUACAGAGAUCAGGGAAGUGGAGAUUACGCUCUGGAGGCUGGAGCCUUGGUGCUGGCAGACCAAGGUUUGUGCUGCAUUGACGAGUUUGACAAGCUGGGCAGCCAGCAGCAGGCCCUGUUGGAAGCCAUGGAGCAGCAGUCGGUGAGUCUGGCAAAGGCGGGAAUCGUUUCAUCUCUGCCCGCCAGAACCUCGGUCGUCGCGGCCGCCAACCCCAUCGGAGGCCAUUACAACCGAGGCAAGACCGUCUCGGAGAAUUUGAAGAUGGGCUCGCCGCUGCUCUCGCGCUUCGACGUGGUCUUCCUCCUCCUGGACAUCCCGGACGAGUCCCACGACCGCCGUCUGUCCGAACACAUCAUGGCCAACCGGGCCGGCGGAGGCAAAACCAGCGGCGCCGUGGUCGCCAGGAGCAGCAAGAGCGACACGGAGACAUCCAUCUUGUUGGAACGCGCAGACAUGCCGCUGUCGGAACGGUUGCAGAUCCCCGCAGGGGAAGUCGCCGACCCCAUUCCGCCGUGCUUGUUAAGAAAGUACAUCAGCUACGCUCGCCACUACGUUCACCCCACGCUGUCGUCCGAAGCCGCGCAGACGCUUCAGAACUUCUACCUGUCGCUGAGGUCCCAGUCGCGCGGCGCCGACACCACGCCCAUCACCACCCGCCAGCUGGAGUCGCUCAUCAGACUCACCGAGGCGAGAGCCAGACUGGAGCUCAGCGAGACGGCCACAAAGAGCCACGCGGAAGAUGUGGUGGAAAUUAUGAAACACAGCCUGGUUGAGACGUACUCCGACGGCCUGGGCAAUCUGGACUUCGAGCGCGCGCAGCUGGGCGCGGGCAUGAGUCAGCGCGGCGCCGCCAAACGACUCAUCGGCGCCCUGCACGCGCACGCCCAGCGGACCAAUCAGAAGCAGUUUGACCUGCAGGCCAUUCGAUCUGUGGCGGAGAGGCUAAACAUAAAGGUGACGGACUUUGAGGGUCUAGUGAGUUCCCUGAAUGAACAAGGUUUCCUGUUGAAGAAAGGAGCUAAGCUCUACCAACUUCAGACCGUCUGACAAGCGAGCGACAAACCAAAGAAACGUUACCCUCACUCGCUGAAAGACUGUAAAAUCACAUUUCAACACCACGACACCCACCAGACGGGAUAGACGAGGGGUGAGCAAAGGAUCUCCGUUCUUUAAUCUGGCCCCCCAUGCAUUUAUCAUUGUCAAGAGUCCUUUAAUAUUUGUUACAUUAAAUCGGUUAGUUAAAACGUAUGUGUGUUAGUUGUUGUUGUUUUUUUAAAUACC
Molecule: messenger RNA, 2868 nt
Organism: Phycodurus eques (leafy seadragon)
Lineage: Eukaryota; Metazoa; Chordata; Actinopteri; Syngnathiformes; Syngnathidae
Gene: mcm8
Product: minichromosome maintenance 8 homologous recombination repair factor
Exons: 21
Coding region: 82-2634 (850 amino acids)
Biological process (GO): double-strand break repair via homologous recombination
Cellular component (GO): nucleus; MCM complex
Molecular function (GO): single-stranded DNA binding; ATP binding; ATP hydrolysis activity
Source: RefSeq, a predicted model, not a curated record